This is a messenger RNA of Pristis pectinata (smalltooth sawfish), 4672 nucleotides long. RefSeq names its product transmembrane protein 116 (gene tmem116). Bases 215 to 1330 code for a protein of 371 amino acids. Gene Ontology annotation, cellular component: plasma membrane. The record is from RefSeq and is a predicted model, not a curated record. Gene Ontology annotation, molecular function: G protein-coupled receptor activity. Gene Ontology annotation, biological process: adenylate cyclase-activating G protein-coupled receptor signaling pathway. Lineage: Eukaryota; Metazoa; Chordata; Chondrichthyes; Rhinopristiformes; Pristidae. The transcript is spliced from 11 exons.
GCCCUGUGUUGCACAACAGUGGAUGUAAUCCACCUCCGCAGUAUUUGUAGUCUCUCCGGGAGCUGUGAGCGCCGCUUUCGUAGCUUGGGGAUACCUUUAAGGUGCGUUGCUUCCCGCUCCAGUUUCAGACUACAGUCAGCUCAAAAAAUUGCUCCGACCAAACAUCGAGACACAACAACCCGCGCUGCAGGAGGAACGUCAGGGGCGAGUUACCAUGGAACAGUUGACACUGGCGCAGGGGGGAGCUUUCGGGGUUUGGGCUAACAGCAGCGGCGCAGACGGCAACUGGACUGAAUUCCUCACGGCAUUGCGGUGGAUACAGUUUUCAAUGGUGACUUUAAGUAUAGUGGGCUCGGGCUCCAUCAUUGGAUAUACAGCAUUACAGCAGCUCUUACAACACCCUGAGAUACGCCCUUUGUUCUACCUGAGUUUGACCGAUCUGAUGCUGGGGCUUUGCUGGUUGAUUGGAGUUCUGUUCCAUGGGGAGUCAUUCACUGCUCGGAACGUGACCUGCUACAAUCUCCAGGUGAUGGGACAGGUGCUGUAUAUUUCUUCUUUUUGCUACACUCUGAACUAUAUUUGGUGCCUGUUCAGUGACCUGAGGACAAGGAUUUACACCAUGGUGCAUAGCCCAUCUCACCUGGUGACAGAACAGAGUGUCAGACUGAACAUGAUCCUUAUAAUCUUGUCCAGUUUGAUUCCUGUUGUGCUGAUGGUUCCUGUAUUUUGUGUUGGAAAUAUAUAUGGUUGUUAUGCCAACUACAGCAGCUCAUGCCUCCUGUUGCACACUGGGCCAUCCAAGCUCAACGACAGUUAUAUUGUGGAUCACAAGUCUGCAUGUCACAUCAUCUACCUGUACAGCACCAUCACCUUCCUCAUUACUUUCUUCUUUACCUUACUUGGACUUGUGAUUCUUCUAACUAAAAUGCGGUUCCGCUAUAUGAAACUAGUGACUCUGACCAGGUUUCUUGGAGACCAACAGUGGGCAAUGAUCAGAGUGAUUGAAUGGAGAGUCUUUCUGUAUCCUGCGGCUCUUUUGUUCUGUUGGGGACCAGCGAGUAUUCUAGCCACAGUCAAGCUGCUGAAUCCAAUGAACAUGAGCCGCCUUUACUUUGUACUCUACAUAUUACAGGCACUCACAGCUCCGUCACAAGGACUGCUGAACUGCAUAGUGUAUGGUUGGACACAGAGAAUGUUCCGAUACAUGAAGCAAAAGGCCUAUUGUGAUGCCGAUACACAGACCCCACUCCUGCGAUUUCAGAAGCAGUCGUACCACAGCACAAGAAGUGCCAAUGUAAUCAAUCAGCUGCCAAUCUCACCAACAACCUGAGGGACCUCUGGGGAAAACAUUACAGCCACAAUUGCACUAAUAGAUGCUUCUAUUUAUUAAGGAAAAUGGCUUGCAUUUAUAUAUUACAUAUUACGUCCCUUUCAGGAUAUCCAAACGUGCCUAACUAACUAAUGAACUAACCACAUCCCCCCUCCAUCCACCUCAGACCGUUUAAACAAUCUUCUUUGGCAGAACAGGAUACAAAUAAGGUAGUAGAAAGUUUUUUUUUAUCAAUUCUUCCAAUGAUGCAGAAGGAAGCUGAUAUUUCCACAUUGUUCUUUCCAAGUAUGUUUAAACUUUUUUAAAAAUUCUGAAAUAUAGCACUUUAAGAAUGUUAAAUGUUUUGAUUUAAUUGAGGUUAAGAUUUGAGCUCUUUUGCGAGGGGAAACAAAGUAAAUGUGCCUGUUUUCUCCACUUGCCUUCAUUUCAACUUUGUCAACAAUGUUAGUAAAGUGAAACACCAGUGAACUUUGUGAAAUCAUUGAUAAUAAGGGGGACUCGGGAGGAAACAGCAAAUAUUCUGGCUAUCUGAGAAAAUGCAAAUAGGGACUGGGACCUGCCAUGUACAGGAAAUUGUCCUUCAUCAAAAGGAUGAUGUUUAUAUUGUGAAAUUGCAUAGACUCAAAAGGCAGUAUGAGUUGCAUACAAACCUAGAUGGACUAGUAAAGACAAUCUAAUCCAUCUCAGCCAUCCCAGAUUUCUAUACUUUAAAUUACUACCUGAAAUCACAUGAUUUUCCAGAAUCUUUAAUGGUUCUAGGUUUUCUGGGUAAGGUUAAAACUCUGGAUUUCAAUAUUGUGAUUCUGCACUUGUGGUUUGAGAUGUCAGGAGUUAAGUGUUGCACCAUCUCGUGUUUCAAGCAUGAUAAUUGCAUUGAAGGUAUUAAGAUAUUGUUCAGCAACAUAAUGAAGACCUUCAGAAAGAUUUUGAAACUGUUCGAGGGAUAAGAAAGCAAAAGUGAGUGGCAAGAUCAGAAGGUUGGAGCAGUGUAGAAAGUGGAAAAAUUCUGGAUGAGUGUGGUAGAAUAUGAAGACUUUUUUUUCCAAAGGUUAAUGGUUAUAAAGGAUCGUAUUCAGUUCUAUCCUGAUUUAAGCUUCAAACCUCAUUCUCCACCAUUGCCAAUUCCAUUGGGACCUUGCUUACCUCAGGUAGACCAAAAGCACUGAUGGAAUCAGGGCCACAAGGCUGGGAGCCUGGUGGGAACCCCUAUUCUUCCCCAGUGCUCUGCUGGGAUACAGGCAUCAACCUCUACCCUCCACUGGCACACCUUCAGCAAUAAAUUGUUUACAACUUAGUGUGAAGAGACUGUGCAAGGGCUGGAGGAGGCCAGGAUGAGCCAAGGGUUGUGGCUGCUCAGUGCUGAGAUAGGAGGCACCCUGGCUGACAGGAUGAGCACUGGAAGCACCUGUUCCAUGUGUUGUGGAACUGCCCAUCACCUCCCAGUAACCUCCAUUGUGCUUGUUGCCACAGAGAAAUCUCCCAGCUGGGAAGAGCUGUGAAGCCAGAGACUGGUUUUCAUUGCAUCCAACUGCUGAUGAGAGAGCUGGAGGAGUCUGUCAACAUGGAGCAGGUGGUGCCAUGACCCAGGGUGUAGCCCUAAACCCCACACUGUAGCAUAAAGGGAGGCUGGUCUUGAGCCAGGUUCCCAAUGCUAUAGCAGGACGGGUUUGUGGCAGGUUCUCAGCCCAGCAGUAGAACAAGGAAUUGCACUGUUUUCAGUGUGAGAGCAGAUGCAGGUAGGGGGUGGGGGAGAAAUAUGUACUAGGUCCCUGGUACAAUAGUGCACAGGCCAAAUGUAUUUUUUAAAAGUACAGUAGAGUACAUACCUAUGUCCAGACUAGCUGUACUAUAACCAAAGCAGCACUCUGUGGGCUAGCACUAGUGUACGUGAACCAUUAUAAUAGUGCUUUCUUUUGGCUUUGCCCCCUCUUGUCUAUAACAAACUCAGAUACAUUUUCUCCUCAUCUUCAUAAGCAACAGAAGAAACCUAUGGAAAAUACUUUACUUUCUGUAGUUAAGUGUUGCUGUUUCCUCGCACUAUAAAAUGGAUAAUUAAUCACAAUAAUUAAAUCCUUGUUUUAAUCUUAUCAAAACUCAUUUUGAGCAGGUUUUAUUUCUUAUUCUGAUAAUAUGUUGAAUCUAUUCAUUAUCCUGUUCAUAUUUUGGGUACUUCUCUUUCUCCCUCUGCAAUGCAUCCAAAGCUGUUACCCUAUAUUAAAGGACCCAUUGUGUAAUAUGGUUCAGAGAUAAUAGUUGCACAGCUGAGUGGUAAAAGGGAAGGUAUUCUAUUUCAUCGUAUUCUAGAUUUUUCAAUAUAGAAACCAUGUUCUAUUCAACAUCAUGUGGGUAAUAGAUCCUUUUCUUGGUCUUUUUGGAGACUUUGAUAGUUCACAAUGUCAUUUUCUUCAAUACCUCUCCAUUGUUAUCCAGCUGGGCUGGAGUACAUGCUGUUGGUUCCAUUAUUAUUUAUCUUGGUACAAUUGAGGAAGUACCUGUAAUGGCUUCUCUGCAUGAUUAUUUCAGGCACUGUGCACCCCAGAAGGACUCUUGGCCCCUUCCAAUCGAUUACAUAUUUGUACUUCUGUAUCAAUAGUUUGGAAUCUGGUGCACAUUUAAUCCAGGGAUGAGUGCAAGUCAGCAAAGAGAGACCCAUUGGCCCACCACAUCCAUGCUGACCAUCAAAGUACCCACCUAUACUUAUUCCAUAACCCUUUAUGCCUCGGCAAUUCAGCUGCUUUAUCUAAAUGUUGUGAGAGCACCUGCCUCAAGCAGUGCAUUUCAGAUUCCCUUGAAACUCAUUCCUCCAGCUUUCAAUGUCUUUGCUGCUGCAAAUAAGUUUCCCAUCUAUAAUCCCUCAUAAUUUUAUAUGUUGAUAUUAGAUGGGCUUCAGAGCACAUAUCCAUUUCCACUUCUGUGGCACUAUCAAAUUUCAAGUCUUAUUGGCCUACCCAUCCCCAUCUCAAAUCUCCUCUAACCCUUUGCACUCUCCAACUCUGGCCUCUUAAGCAUCACAAUUUUAAAUCUCUCCUCCAUUUACAACAUGCUUCUGAGAUGGCAAAGCCCUAGGUUCUGGAAUUGCCCUUCUAAACCUCACUUUCAUUCCAUACCAUCUACUGCUUUGACCAAGUUCUUGGUCACCUGCACUAAUUAUGUCUUUGCGUGGAUCAGUGUGCAAUCCUUUGAAGUUUUUAGUACCACGAACACUUACCACAACAACUACAACUUCAUGUAGUGAAAAGUGCCUGAAAUUUAAGUUCUGGAAAUAUUUCUGAAGAUUUUUGCAUUUUUUCUUUUAUUUAAAUAAAAAUUCUUUUUACAUUUAUCAAAGAAUACUCCUGGUAC